Molecule: messenger RNA, 1627 nt
Organism: Cryptomeria japonica (Japanese cedar)
Lineage: Eukaryota; Viridiplantae; Streptophyta; Pinopsida; Cupressales; Cupressaceae
Exons: 9
Coding region: 186-1076 (296 amino acids)
Biological process (GO): mitochondrial respiratory chain complex III assembly
Cellular component (GO): mitochondrion
Source: RefSeq, a predicted model, not a curated record
UUGUGAGGGAAAAUAUGACACUGGGGCUGAAAUGGUUAAGGGUGCUCUUCUGCCCUUUCUGAUGCUCCUGCGUUACAUUGUGCCGCGUCCAUUCCGUUUGAUCUAACACUGGCGGGUAAUUGACUUGUUUGCGAGGUUUCCAGUUAAUUUUGUCACGAGUUUUCCAUGCAGCAGCUCUGAAAGGGAUGGUUUCUAGAUGGAGCAGGAUGCCUUCUUUGCGUUCAAUGGCUGCUUUUGCCGAAAAUUUAUAUAUGGCGCGCCGGACAUUUUCUAAAGCGGCUGAAAAGGCUAAACCUUUCGUUAAUAAAAAUAGUACCUUUUCGAAACAAGACCAGCCCAAGACCGAGUUUGCUCGUGUUGAACACAAUCCUUCAUUUCAGGCAUGUGGCAGUAUGACAUUCUUGUCAAAGCCAUGUUCUUUGGCUUUAUCUCCCAACUCUAAGUUCUGGGUACAGGAGGCAGAAUAUAAAGGAAUCUCCCAUUUUUUCCUCAAAUUACUCUUGUAUUAUAGCAAAGAAAGCAGGUCUAUUCGAAAUGCAAACAUUUUAUAUAAGCGAAUUCUUUAUCAAGUGGACAGGUCUGAGAUAUAUGACACAUUCAGCUUGGAGAAGUGUUUUCGAACAGCUUUUGCAUUACUAAUGCUUCACGUAUGGCUCUGCUUGUCACGCUUGAAGUUAGAGGGAAAGGAUGGUAUUGAGUUAGGACAGUAUUUGUAUGAGCACUACAACCGUGACUUAGAACUGAGAGUUGCAUCUGCUGGGGUUAAUUUGCUCUUAACAACAUGGAUGAAGGACCUGGAAAAGAUAUUUUAUGGUAAUUGUGCAGCAUAUGAUGCUGCUAUCCGACCUGAAGCUGGAAAGGAUGAACUUGCUCUUGUUAUUUGGAGAAAUAUUUUUUCUGAUGAGGAUUCUCCAAUGCCGAAAGGUUCAGAUGCUGCUGCAGUUCAGGCUCUUGCAAGGUAUACUCGGAGGGAGUGUGCAUGUCUAGCACUAACAGAUAAAGCAGCAUUAUUCUCUGGAAACCUGAUGUUUUCUUCACUUAGCAAGUCCAGUACUCAACGAGCUUCUUCUCAAUAAUGAUUUUUAAGGAUAUGAUAAUUUCUGUUGUUUACACACUUGAAGGGGAUGGCUCGUGUAUUUUGGAAGAAUUCAUAAACUCUAAAGAACGAUAACUGCUUGCGUAUUCCAUGUUCAGGAACAGUUGUUACUGAUGUUCAGAGCUUCAUUUUCUUAUAUAAAAAUGUCAGCAGAUGAUUGGAAGCAAUGAGUACGUCUGCAAGUUGCUCAAGAACAUUUUUAAUAAAUUAAUUGAUCAUUCUCAUUUAAUUGAUCAGGCAGAGAACUGUUGUGAGUGUUUCAACAAUAAGCGACAUUUAAUUUUUUAUGGAGCUCUAGAUUUUUAAUGUAGCUCUAUUUCAGCCCUCAGCUUUUCUAUAUGAAAUCCAUAAAAUUAAGCUGUAAUAAGAUUUUUUGAUGGAGCUCUAUUUCUGUCCUCGGCUUUUCUGAAUGAAUUCCACACAAUUAUGCUGUAAUGUCAACAUGAGGAAUUUUUGUUGAAUGUACACAUACUAUCCUAAUUUUGAACUGAAUAUAUAGAUCAAAAUCUAGAUUCUGAUUCACAAAGUUCA